This is a messenger RNA of Spinacia oleracea (spinach), 1047 nucleotides long. RefSeq lists its product as uncharacterized. Bases 12 to 479 code for a protein of 155 amino acids. Lineage: Eukaryota; Viridiplantae; Streptophyta; Magnoliopsida; Caryophyllales; Amaranthaceae. The transcript has 2 exons. The record is from RefSeq and is a predicted model, not a curated record.
UCUGGUACUUUAUGGGUUCUUCUUUGUCUAGAACUCGAGGUGAUUCUGGGGUGGGAACUUCUGGUCAAAGAAUCCCCGAUUCCAACUGUGAUUGGGGAUCCAAGUGCAACUGUCCCAAUAACGAGCAUUCCUACUCCGCCGAAUAUAAAAACAAUCUGUAUUUGGCCCAAAAAGAAAAUACGAGUACUCGAAACUAUUUGGAAGAAUGGUUUCGGAAGAGGGAAGUGGAGCCAGGAGAGGAGGUUGAGUCAAAAUAUGACGAUCGGAAACCCACUCCCUCAGAUCUGCGUUUUUUCGGUGAAGGAGAUUCCGAUGAGGAACCAAGUGGGUCUGAUUCAUUUGAUCUGGUGUAUGUUGGAGAGUGUGAAAAUGAGAAUGGUGAUGCUGUUGGGUCUCCAGGACAACUUUCAUCUGGUUAUCCCUCCUCAAAGAAAGGAGAAAAGGGAAAAAAAUCGGCUUCAGCAUCUGAUGAUGCUUAGAUAAGUCUGUCUCCUUUCUCCCUUUUUUCAUUUUAUUGAAUGCUGGCUAGCUGUGGAGUCAUAAGGUGGAUGCCAACAACUGUGAUCUGUUGUUGGCCAGGGGUGUUGUUGUUUGGAUGAUGAUGUUGUGAUUAGUUGUAUGGAUGUUGAUGUUAGAUAAUGAUGUUAUGAUAUUGAUAUUGAUAAUGAUGAUUGGAUGAUGGUGUUUCCAUAUGGUUAUGAAAUUUUGUGGAAUGUUGUCUGUGUGAUGAACAUGAUUUGAUGGCUUAAUGUCCCCUGUUUUAUGGUAUGUUUUGUGUAUGAUAAAUAUGAUGCUUUGGUGAGUAUGAGAUUUGAUCAGUAUAACUAUGUUUUGGAUUAGUAAAGGCAUGAAAUGAAUAUAAUUUGGGGAUAGGGUUUGAGUUAUUUCAGUCCUCUCAGUGUGGCCUGGUGUUGAAUGCUUAAUGUCCAAGCAUGUCCCUUUAGGAUACAGUAAUGUCCCUUUAUUUAUUGUGAUCGAUGAUGAGUCUUUUUAUUGCUGAGGAACAAGUCUUACUAACCACAAAUGCUCGUGCUGCCAUUAGUAUCA